Molecule: messenger RNA, 1183 nt
Organism: Panicum hallii
Lineage: Eukaryota; Viridiplantae; Streptophyta; Magnoliopsida; Poales; Poaceae
Product: auxin-responsive protein IAA21-like
Exons: 5
Coding region: 172-852 (226 amino acids)
Biological process (GO): regulation of DNA-templated transcription
Cellular component (GO): nucleus
Molecular function (GO): protein binding
Source: RefSeq, a predicted model, not a curated record
CUGCCUCCUCCCUCUCCCCACUCACGACCUCACGAGCUCAGCAGCAGCGGCGGCAGCGGCCAAGACAAACCUCGAGCCCAUCCCUCCCUUGCUCCCUCUCCUCUUGACCCAUCACUCCCCCAAGAACCCCGUAUUCCCGGAGUUGGUGAUGCUCGUGGAGUUUGGCUAGACAUGGCGCCUCCACAGGAGCGUGACUACAUCGGGCUGUCGCCGGCGACAGCAGCCACGGAGCUGCGCCUGGGGCUGCCGGGCACGGAAGAGGCGGUGGCGGGGACGCCGCUCACCCUCGAGCUGCUUCCGAAGGGCGGGGCCAAGCGCGGAUUCGCGGACGCCAUCGUGCGGAUGGACGCGGCAGCAACAGGCAAGGCGCCGGCGGACGACGAGGAGGACAAGAAGAAGGCGCAGGCUCCGGCGGCAAAGGCACAGGUGGUAGGAUGGCCACCAAUCCGCAGCUACAGAAAGAACACCAUGGCGAUGAACCAGGGUUGCCUCUAUGUCAAGGUUAGCAUGGAUGGUGCGCCAUACCUCAGGAAGGUGGACCUUAAGAUGUACAACAACUACAAAGAGCUCUCGCUGGCGCUGGAGAAAAUGUUCAGCUCCUUUACUGUUGGUGAUAAUGAAUCUAAUGGGAAAUCAGGAAGAGAAGGACUAUCUGAUUGCCGACUAUUGGAUCAUAAAAAUGGGACUGAGCUUGUCCUUACAUAUAAGGACAAGGAUGGAGAUUGGAUGCUUGUUGGUGAUGUCCCGUGGAGAAUGUUCAUGGGCAGCUGUAGGAGGCUCAGGAUCAUGAAGGGCUCAGACGCAGUGGGCCUUGCACCCACAGCCACCGAGAAGAGCAAGAACGGUAACUAGGAAAAAAGAUGAACAUGCUCUGCUCCCAGCAGCCUCAUCAUACUCUUACCUGUAAGGUCCCAUUCUCAAACCCACAAGGUUAAAGGACUUAACAUGUGAGAAGGGGAUUACUUAUAUCCAUAUGUACCCCUAUGGUUUUUGUUUUUUCCUCUUAUUUUGCUUCUUUUUUUGGGUUUGGACUCAGAUAUGUUAGGUUGCAAACAUAAGAUGUGUGAGUAUGUCUAUGUCUGUCUAUUUGACCGUGUAUCAUGUUUUCUGUUGUAAAUGGUUUUUAUGCUGUAAGUUGCCAACUGUUUUUGGAGUGCUGCUUUGUGCUUACUAACUUCCCGCA